UGCUCUUAAUUUAGGUUAAAUCCAAGAGCAUGUACCAAUCAGAUUCACGAAUUUCACAACAGUUGCAAAGCAGCUUUCCCUGCUGAACGCAGCCAUUAGUUUCGAAAUCUCCGCUACGAACCACCACUGUAUGCAGUGCGAUUCAAUUAUAGGUUAAAGUAUAGCUAAAGAGGCAUACCUGCUAUCAUUAUGGCUAGCACAACAAAAGAAAAUACAUUCAAUACUAUAGAAGAAUUAGCAAGGAAUUCUGUACUAGUUCAUAGUGAUUCUGUAUCACCUGGUACAUCUACAGUAAAAGGUUAUGAUUUUAACAAUGGUCUUGAUUAUCAUGAAGUAUUCAAGGCCAUGAAAUAUUCUGGUUUUCAAGCUACAAAUUUUGGAUUAGCAGUGGAAGAGAUAAACCGAAUGCUGGAUCAAAGAAGCGUACCUCUUGCAGAAGAUCAAAUUGACAGUUUAGAGGAAGAUAAAUUUAUAAAAAGAAAACAUAGUUGUUCAAUAUUCCUAGGGUACACAUCAAACAUGAUAUCCUCUGGUAUUAGAGAGACUAUAAAAUACCUUGUGCAACAUAAUUUUGUAGAUUGUAUAGUUACUACAGCUGGUGGAGUGGAAGAGGAUCUGAUAAAGUGUUUAGCACCUACGUAUCUUGGAAAAUUCAGUUAUGAUGGCAAACUUCUCAGAGAAAAGGGACUUAACAGAAUUGGAAAUUUGAUAGUACCAAAUGACAAUUAUUGCCUGUUCGAAGAUUGGGUGAUGCCAAAGUUAGACACGAUGCUGAAUGAACAGGUGAAACAGGGUACCUUGUGGACACCGUCUAAGGUAAUAGCCAGACUUGGCGAGGAGAUCAAUAAUGAAGAAUCGAUUUACUACUGGGCUGCAAAAAAUAAGAUCCCAGUAUUUUGUCCAGCGUUGACUGAUGGCAGCCUUGGUGACAUGAUGUUCUUUCAUUCCUUCAAGAAUCCAGGACUUGUAAUCGACAUACUUGCAGAUCUCAAGAGAUUAAACACGAUAUCUAUGAAAGCUGUGACGAGUGGCAUGAUAAUCAUUGGAGGUGGUGUCGUAAAACAUCAUAUCUGUAAUGCUAAUCUUAUGAGGAAUGGUGCUGAUUUUGCUGUUUUCUUGAACACUUCUUCAGAAUUUGAUGGCAGCGACAGCGGUGCCCGGCCCGAUGAAGCGGUUUCUUGGGGAAAAAUCCGAAAAGAUGCCAAUCCUGUCAAGGUAUAUGCAGAGGCUUCUUUGAUAUUUCCAUUGUUAGUAGGAGAAACAUUUGUAAGAUAUCAUGUAUCCCGCAAAGAUAACAAUUAAAUACUUAGAAUAUAAAGAGAAUUCUUUAAUAUUAUAUAUAUAACUAUAUAGAAUUAUAAAAAUUAUUAAUAAAUAGAAAUAAUAAAUUAAUAAUUAUAAA
This is a messenger RNA of Odontomachus brunneus, 1402 nucleotides long. RefSeq names its product probable deoxyhypusine synthase (gene Dhps). Lineage: Eukaryota; Metazoa; Arthropoda; Insecta; Hymenoptera; Formicidae. Gene Ontology annotation, molecular function: deoxyhypusine synthase activity. The record is from RefSeq and is a predicted model, not a curated record. Gene Ontology annotation, cellular component: cytoplasm. Bases 190 to 1302 code for a protein of 370 amino acids. Gene Ontology annotation, biological process: peptidyl-hypusine biosynthetic process. The transcript has 9 exons.